Molecule: messenger RNA, 1278 nt
Organism: Glarea lozoyensis ATCC 20868
Lineage: Eukaryota; Fungi; Ascomycota; Leotiomycetes; Helotiales; Helotiaceae
Product: Zn-dependent exopeptidase
Exons: 2
Coding region: 1-1278 (425 amino acids)
Molecular function (GO): hydrolase activity, acting on carbon-nitrogen (but not peptide) bonds, in linear amidines
Source: RefSeq, a predicted model, not a curated record
AUGACGAGAACCAUGCUGAAAAUCAAUGGCGACCGACUAAAUGAACACCUCCAAAGAACAUGUUCAUCAUGGGGAGCAAUAGCCAAUUCGACGGGCAUGCGGCGGCUCGCUUUGAGUGAAGAGGACAAGCUCACUCGCGAUUGGCUUAUCAAAGAAUGCAAAUCUAUAGGCUGUGAUGUUAAAAUCGAUGCUAUGGGCAACAUAUUUGCCAUCAGACCGGGAACUUCGAAAGAUAAGCAGCCAAUCGGCAUGGGAAGUCAUCUUGAUACGCAACCUGCAGGUGGCCGCUAUGAUGGGAUUCUCGGCGUGCAAGCAGCUUUGGAAGUUCUCCGAACACUCCAUGAAAACAACGUACAAACUCACUGCCCUGUUGCUCUUAUCGACUGGACAAAUGAGGAAGGAGCUCGCUUCCCUGGCGCCAUGAUGUGUAGUGGUGUAUGGUCAACCAAGUCUGCGACAAGCUUAGAGGACUGCUAUGAGGUCAAGGACUCAGAAGGAUGUACAAUGCGGAAAGCAUUACAAGACAUCGGUUAUCUAGGAGAAACGCCUUGUGACUACCGAGAAAAUGGUCUUGAAAGCUACUUUGAGCUGCAUAUCGAGCAAGGGCCUAAGCUAGAGUCUGCGAACAAGAAAGUAGGAGUUGUUACGGGUGUCCAGGGAAUGAAAUGGUUCUCCGUCCGCUGCUCUGGACGCGAAGGCCAUUCGGGAACCACGCCCAUGGAUCAAAGGUCUGAUGCUCUGGUCACCGCAGCGAGAUUUGUUGCAGCAGUCAGCGAAACGGCAAAAGCUACUAGCCUGGGCGUUGCCACUGUUGGUGUUAUCAAUAACGACACACAAAGUCAGGCAACCAUUCCAAGUGGUGUCGAGUUUAUUAUCGAUAUCCGAUGCUCCACAGAUCAAAUUCUUGAGGAGCUUUGCACCGCAAUCUUCAAGUCAUUCGACGAAAUCAUCCAACGAGAAAACGAUGGCACUUCAUACGAUAUCGUCCGCACAUGGGGCCUGCCUGAGUCGAUAUUCCACGAGGACUGCAUUCAAGCAGUCCGUUCUGCUGCGAUCAAUGAAGUAGGCGAGGCGCAGAUCAUGGAUAUCAAGAGCAGUGCUGGCCAUGACGCCGCCUGGUGUUCUACCGUUGUGAAGAGCAGUAUGAUAUUCGUUCCCUCCAAAGAUGGCAUUAGCCACAAUCCUGCGGAAUACACGACCCCCGAAGACUGUACGCUAGGAGCACAAGUGUUACUCCAAGCAGUGCUCAGUUAUGACAAGGGGUGCUCACCUGAUUAA